UAUUUGAAGAAAAGAGAAAGUUGACAAGUCGCUCGGGUUCAGUUGAACGAAUUUCGCAACAUCGAAGCUUACCUAAACAUCAUUCAGGUCUCAAGUUACGUCCGAUUUACCGUGAAGAAGUUGAUGACUUGAAAAUGUUCCCAUCAUUAGUUAAAACGCGCGAUCUUUUUGUCAAAACUGAGCCAGCGCAAAGGAAGUUUGAAAAUGUUCCUUUUUGCAAUGUGGACUUGAAACGGCACGAGUAUUCUCAGAAGCAAAAGAGUAAAAGUUGUAGUGAGCUACCCAGUAUAACAAAUCGAUCUGAAAAACAAUCUGACGCUUGUACAUGCACUUCAGAGUCCAAAGCGUUUGAAAGCGAAAUACGUAAGCGCGGUCGAUCCCUUUCUUCUGUUACGCUCCCUUCAGUUGAAAAUUUUCCGCAGAUAAUUUCUUCGCGACAUCAUGACGACACUUCACGGCAUAGCAUGCUGGAGACGCUAGAAAAAUUUGAACGAUUGAUCAUGGAAAAUGACCUUCCAUCAUCUGAUGCAAAUGAAACAUGUUGCUUGACACAUAAGUCUGUUUAUCGUUUGCCGAACGAUAAAAAAGUGCAACUAGAUGCAAUUGCUACCCAUCGUGUUUCCACUGUGAGUCUGGGUUUUUUCAUUGAUUUGAAAACGAUGGAAACACCUUCAUCGACGUGCAUCAAAUGCUACAAGAGACUGAAGCUGGAGGACAUGAUGCCAUCAAACUCUACUGUAUGCAAGUUGUGUCAUAAAAAAAUGAUUGCUGGGAAUACGUUUUGGGUUUCCCUUGAAUCUGACGACGCUAAAAUUGCCUCUGGCGUUGAACUUGGAAAUAUGGGACUUACUAUGUCCAAAGACUGCAGAGCAGAAAGCCGUAUCAAAUUGUGCGUUGAUGAUAAAACCAAAUUGAAAGAUGCAGGAACGUUACAACAGUUGAACUCGAGUUUAGGCACAAAUAAAUCUUCAAACGAUGCUCAAGUUUUUAGGUGUUUUUCUGAAACAGGUAUAACAGCAUCAACUAUAUUAAAACAUGGCGAUGAAAGAAUUUCAUCACAAAAUCAUUGUGCAUCAUUUGAGAACUUUAGGCUUGGAAACAACAUUUCUGAAAGCGAAAUAUCCGAAAACGUCGAUGGAAAGAUUGAAGUGGCUGAAAUGAAUCACAGAACUUACGAUAAUGUUACGUCAAAACUUUGUGUGAAUGAGUCGAAACUUGAUACUUCAACGUGCAAAGUCAGUGAACCCAUAAAACCUUUGGAGUUAUCAAUGUCGAACUCAAAGGACUUGCAAACAGCUCACAACAAUAAUGAAAUUAACCAACUCAAAUCGAAAGCAACAGGCGAAGUAAUUUUUCCUACUAAACUAGCAUCGCAGUUGAGGAAAGAAUCUGAUGAUUUCCUAUGUUCUCGUGCUGGUGUGAAUUCCUUGGAGCCAUCAAAUGCCCCCUGUUUGCAAAAUAUCGCAGCAGAUCUCAAUGCGUCCACGUGGUCUGACGUGGAGCAACGUGGAGCAGCUUCAUCCCAAGGUAAAAGGGAUCGUUCUUUGGUUGGUGAUUGUGCCAUCGCUGUUCUUACGGACAAGCGAAGCUUGAAUGUUCGUCACGAAUGUGAUUCGUCAAGGUUCCAGUAUAUAAAUAGCGAAGUAAUUCCUUCUGCAAUACUCAUCCGAAAUCUCUUUCCAUCCCCUACACCACCAAUAACUCAGACGGUAAACAUUAGAUCAAAUUGUGAAUGUGAUCGCCACGCCAUAUUUGCCAAGACAUCAAAAAAUAACAAUAAAAAGAAAAGAGUAUUAAAAGCCAGUCGAAAGACUGGACAUUGUUCUGUCCAGAAGACUAAAAUGAUCUCGAGAAAAGGAAAGCGUGGACGAGGUAAACGAAUCAUUUCCGCCCCGAAGAAAGGGACAAAGAAAGUAAAACAUGCAGAUACUGUUGAUGUACCAGAAGUUUCCGUUCGGCAAACAGAACUAAAACCAAAAACUGAUAACGAGGAUCGUGCAAGACGAAUGAUCGAGUUUGAGCAAAUUGCUGCAAGUACUCCGUUCCAAUUGAGAAAAGAAACAGUCUUUAAACAAAGCGUCAUGGCACUUAGUCCGAUCCCAGAAGCGUCAAGAUCAAAUCAUUCCGGUUUUCAGUCUCGCUCCCAGUCUCUGUUUUCCUGUGCAAGUGAGCAUGGCGAUUAUUAUCUAUCGAACAUAUUGAAUUGUGUUUGCAAUAGUCCUGUUGACGCGAACAAUGACAUUCAACAGAAGAUGCUCUCACGCUCAAAUGGGGAUUUGCGAGAGGUUGCGUUGAAUUCACACGACAAAAAAUUGCAGAUGGUCGAAAUUGAAUUUGAAAAUGCUGUUCCAGAACACAUGUAUGAAAAGAAUAUGCUAGAAAACAGUAAUUAUGGUUCUUUGCUUUGCUAUACGUCAAAAGACCAAAAUUUACUUGGCGAAUUAACGAUUACUGAUGGACUUAAAACGCUUGAGAAAAGUGUGAAUUCUAAAUCAAAAUGCGUACUCGAAAAAAAUUGGUUUCAAUGUCAUAAUGACACGAGAAUUGAUUCUAUUAAUUGUCCGCCGGAAGGAAAAAUGCUUGAUGAAACUAAUGCUUCCAACAGUUCAAACGAAUCAGCAGCUCUUAGAGACUUAUUUCGUGAAAUGUCCCCAGAUUCCAGUAUCAGCCGCGAAACGUUGAACAGAAUUUCCGCACUCGCUGACAAACUCUUUAUUGAUCAAAAGAAGAUAACUUGUGAUGAAUCUGACGUGAAAUUACGUGAAAUUGCAUCUCUUGGGGAUUCCAGUUGGAACACGCUUUUUAAUUCUAAAAUUCCCGAGCCUUCGGCUUCGAGCUCAAUCACGUUACCGACCCCUUUGGGUGACUUACAAAAUGACGGAUCUGUUUCACAAGAACUUGUUGUGAGUAGACUCAGUCCUCAAAAGUUGGUUGCCUCUGGCAAUGUUUCGCAAAUAACAUCAUAUGGAGAGGACGAAAUUGUGUGGAAAAAGGGAAACAUGCUUGGAAGAGGAGCAUUUGGAAAGGUAUAUUGUGGUUUAACAGACACGGGUCAAAUGAUUGCAGUGAAACAGGUUGAGCUUAUCACUAGUGAUAUGAAAGAGGCUGAGAGGCAAUACGAAAACUUGCAAGAAGAAGUGAGACUUUUGAAGUCUUUACGACACAGGAAUGUGGUUAGUUUUCUUGGCACAUGUCUUGAUGCUGGAGUUGUGAAUAUUUUCAUGGAGUUUGUUCCUGGGGGAUCUAUUGCUUCAAUUUUAUCAAGAUUUGGUCCGUUGAAAGAGCGAGUUAUUCGAUAUUACACGAAGCAGAUCUUAGAUGGCGUGGAGUACUUGCAUGCCAAUAACGUCAUUCACCGAGACAUUAAAGGAGGCAACAUCAUGUUGAUGCCCUCAGGUGUCGUGAAGCUGAUUGACUUUGGUUGCGCAAAACGUCUUUAUUUGGAUUUGAGCCAGAGUGAGGGAGAUUUGCUACGAUCAAUGAAAGGCACCCCUUACUGGAUGGCGCCCGAAGUGAUCAAAGAAACAGGAUAUGGAAGAAAGUCGGAUAUUUGGAGUGUUGGUUGUACUGUAUUGGAAAUGGCCACCGGAAAACCUCCAUGGUCACAUCUACCUCCGAUGUCUGCUAUCUUAGCAAUUGGUGAAGGAUUAGAAAUGCCAAAGCUGGAAAAGGAAAUUUCUGACCAGGCGUGUGAUUUUGUUGCAUUAUCUAUGAAAAGAAAUCCUCACGAAAGAUGGUCUGCUGAGGAACUUUUAAAUCACCCGUUCAUCCAAGAAUUUAAUCAUCAAUUUGUAAAUGAAUAUUUUAACCCCAUGCAAUAAUCACUAUUAGAGACUUAUAACAAUGAAAAAAGUAUUCUUUUUAAACGUAUUCGUUUUGUAAAAUGCGUCUUGAUUGAAAACUGAACCUGCUUGUAAGUAGUACCUAUUUUAGUGAAGCACAAAACGAUUGAAACUCAGUAACAAAAAAGUGAAGAUAACUUCCAAACGUUUCGACAACUACAAGUAUAUUUGCUACAUGUCGUAACGAAACGUGUGGAAUAAAUAAUGUUUACUUUUUAAGGAGUUUCAAUCGUUUUGUGUUAAUAAAAGCCGCACAUAAAUAGGGUAAUGCUAAUAUGCUAUAUGUCAUUAAAAUAGUAAGCUCGAGUAACUUUCAUUGAUGCAGAAAUUAAAGGAGAACGAAGAGUCCGUGUUGAAAUGUGCUAAAAAUUCCUGCUUGAAGAUUAAGAGCACUAAAGACUCCUAUUUCUAUUUCAUAUCAGCAUAUCAGCAUGAAGUGAAAAACGUGGAGGCUUUGAUAGAUAUUCGUAUUUCUCACUCUUACUUUUGCACUCAUGACGCUAGGCUGUGAUGAAAUGCUGCAAUUUUUCGCUCUUCUAUUUGGCUCUUCUAUUUCUAUCAUAAUUCUUUAUGCUGAUGGAAAGGUAGCGAUCUGCUACAAAAUCCACUGUUUUUGCUUUAUUAUAAUAUACUAUUGAAAGUAGCAUCGGAUAAUUCUCCAAAGGUCUUCCACCUGCUUUUCAUUGAUUGAAUAAGAGCCAGCGCAUCAAUUACAAGGGUAUUGUCGUCAAAUCGAUCCAAGUCACAUUUGUAAUUAUCAUCUUAAAAUAAACGAAUAAAAGUAAACAUUUCUA
Xenia sp. Carnegie-2017 is the source of this 4636-nucleotide messenger RNA. RefSeq lists its product as uncharacterized. The record is from RefSeq and is a predicted model, not a curated record. Lineage: Eukaryota; Metazoa; Cnidaria; Anthozoa; Malacalcyonacea; Xeniidae. Gene Ontology annotation, biological process: protein phosphorylation. The transcript has 12 exons. The coding region runs from base 135 to 3821 and encodes 1228 amino acids. Gene Ontology annotation, molecular function: ATP binding; protein kinase activity.